UCACGCGUACUAUCAGUGAUCUAUCUAUCGCCAUCCAUUAGUAGAGGUAGCCAUAGUCCAAAGUGCCAAUGUACAUCCUUCCUCGGGAGCAGGACAGGCUACUCCUUCACCAGGCUGGCUUCUUAGCCCAGAAGCGUCUUGCAAGAGGACUGCAACUCAACAUCAACGAGGCCACCGCUCUCAUUGCUUCACAGUUGCAGGAGCGUAUUCGAGAUGGUAAACACUCGGUCGCAGAGCUCAUGCAACAUGGCAAGACCCUCCUGGGCAGAAGACAUGUCCUCCCGAGUGUGCCGGCCCGGCUCCAUGACAUCCAAGUGGAGGGGACAUUCCAUGAUGGUGUCUUCUUGGUGACUGUGCACGACCCUAUCUGCACGGAUGACGGUGACCUGGAGGCAGCUCUGUAUGGCUCCUUCCUGCCUAUUCCUUCCCGCGAUGCCUUCCCCCCUUCCCAAAUUUUGUUAGAGAGCCUCCCGGGUGCGAUCAUUGCCAAGAAGGAGCGCAUUAUUAUUAACCGUGGGCGGGAACGUAUAAAACUCAAAGUCACUAAUAACGGUGAUCGACCCAUCCAAGUCGGCUCGCACUACCACUUCCCCGAGACGAACAAAGCUCUCGCAUUCGACCGCGUUAAGGCUAUUCACAAACGACUCGACAUACCCGCAGGCACGGCUGUACGCUUCGAGCCUGGAGACACUAAGACCGUUACACUGUGCUCUAUUAGCGGUGAGAAAUGUCCCAAAGGGGGGAACAUUAUCAGCCCUAUCAUUGCGAUCGAUCUGAUGUGCGGUGAUUCUGAGCUAAUCGACACAAAGAAGCUCAAGGGAUUUACGCAUGUGCCUGAGCCAGAUGCACCUUUGGUGCAUGAAGACACUGAUAUGGGUAGGGAGGAGUAUAUUUCAAUGUUUGGGCCUACAGUUGGCGACCGUAUCCGGCUUGGUGAUACAAGCUUGUGGAUCAAGAUCGAAAGAGAUUCGGCCGUGUAUGGCGACGAAGUCAAGUUCGGCGGAGGUAAAGCCAUUCGGGAUGGAAUGGGCCAGAAGGUGGGCUGUAAGGUGCCGGACUGUAAGGAAGACGCGGGCUGCAAGGAAGCCCUUGAUCUCGUAAUCACAAACGCGGUUAUUGUUGAUUGGAGCGGAAUUUACAAGGCAGACAUUGGUGUACAGGAAGGCGUUAUCGUUGGUAUUGGAAAAGCUGGAAAUCCAGACGUGAUGGAUGGAGUAGACCCUCGCCUUGUCAUUGGCUCCUCGACCGAAGUCAUUGCCGGCGAAAAGUUACUCGUCACAGCGGGCGCUAUCGAUGCCCAUGUGCACUAUAUCUGUCCGCAACAAGUUACAGAAGCCCUCGCAGCUGGCACGACGACGAUGAUCGGAGGUGGGACCGGUCCGAGCGCGGGUACGAAUGCAACAACGUGUACGCCAAGUCCAUUUUAUAUCAAGCAUAUGCUCGCUGCAACGGAUGGUCUACCGAUGAAUUUUGCGUUUACCGGCAAGGGAAAUGACUCGCACUGUACUGAAAUGGAAGAAAUCAUUAAAGCGGGCGCGGCUGGGCUCAAGUUACAUGAAGACUGGGGAAGUACCCCCGCUGCAAUUAAUGCUUGUUUGGAUGUAGCGGAUCGCUAUGACGUACAGGUAAAUAUCCACACGGAUACUCUGAACGAGAGUGGAUUCGUGGAGAGCACGAUUGAGGCAUUUGGGGGACGUACCAUUCACACUUAUCACACCGAGGGUGCUGGUGGUGGUCAUGCCCCAGAUAUCAUCGUUGUCUGUGGUUUGAAUAAUGUCCUUCCGUCGUCUACGAACCCAACCCGCCCUUACGCCACCAAUACCCUCGAUGAACACCUCGACAUGUUAAUGGUCUGCCACCACCUUGACAAAUCCAUCCCAGAAGACCUGGCCUUUGCAGAGUCGCGCAUCCGAGCAGGAGACUUGGGCGCCAUCUCUAUGAUUAGCUCCGAUUCGCAGGCGAUGGGACGUGUUGGCGAGGUUGUCACGCGGACGUGGCGCACUGCCAGUAAACUGAGGAGUCUCAGGGGUCCAUUAACGGAGCUUGGUGACACCGACGAAUGUGAUAAUGGGAGGGUGAAGAGGUACAUUGCGAAGUAUACGAUUAAUCCCGCGAUCACGCACGGUAUCGGCUCUUAUGUGGGCUCGAUCGAGGUUGGCAAGGUCGCGGACCUUGUUUUGUGGAAACCCGAAAACUUCGGCGCGAAGCCGGAGAUGAUCCUCAAAUCUGGCGUCAUAGCUUGGGCGCAGAUGGGAGACGCCAACGCCUCUAUACCAACAGUCCAACCUACCUACGGCCGCCCAAUGUGGGGCUCCUUCCCUGGAUCGGCCGCCGGCAACUCUUACGCCUUCGUUUCCAAGCAUGCCUAUGACCACAACGUUGCUGUGUCGUAUGGUCUCACAAAGCGUGUUGCACCCGUGAAGAAUUGCCGCUCCGUCAAGAAGAAGGAUAUGAAAUGGAACAAUGCAUUGCCCAAGAUGUCGGUUGAUCCGGAGAGCUACGAGGUCCGCGCGGAUGGGGUACUUGCGGAUGUGGAGCCGGCUAGGAAGGUUGCACUCGCCAGGGAGUACAAUUUCUUCUGAGAUUUUGCAGUCAU
Pisolithus orientalis is the source of this 2596-nucleotide messenger RNA. RefSeq names its product urease. Gene Ontology annotation, molecular function: urease activity; nickel cation binding. NCBI's taxonomy places the organism in Eukaryota, Fungi, Basidiomycota, Agaricomycetes, Boletales, Pisolithaceae. The record is from RefSeq and is a predicted model, not a curated record. Gene Ontology annotation, cellular component: urease complex. The coding region runs from base 69 to 2582 and encodes 837 amino acids. Gene Ontology annotation, biological process: urea catabolic process. The transcript is spliced from 14 exons.